Messenger RNA from Echinostoma caproni, 1947 nucleotides. The record is from the annotation of a GenBank genome assembly. Lineage: Eukaryota; Metazoa; Platyhelminthes; Trematoda; Plagiorchiida; Echinostomatidae.
AUGUGCACCGAUUUAACCGUUCCGGAUUCAGUGGAGGAUCGUCCGAUAAGCAGUGGCAAGGAAGGCAAUUGUCCCCAUUCACCUCCGUUGGGUUACCCACCUCUAAUCAAUCCCUCCAACCGCUUGCGACAUACACUUAAUUCGUUUGAUCUUUCCUCGUAUUGGCGUUUGUACGAGCCAAACGAAGUAACCACAUUAAGUCAGCCUGCCAUGUCCCGCAGUCGUUUUCCACUGAUCGGUAUGACCGAACCGGAUAGUGAGAGUAAUCCUUCCGCCCCGGGUAGUGAUCGUGACUCACCCACUGCCGGCUUCAAUCUUAUCGUGCAGUCUGACUCGGCAUCAAAUCCUGCCGAUGGUCUCGAUGAUUUUCCUUUCACCAAUUCUGACGUAACUUCUGCCACAGCCACCAUUUUGGCCGGUUUGUUAUCUGUGACUGGAGAUCGGCUAGCUCUACCCUGUCAGACUAGUGGAAGCGAACGCGGAUAUGGUCGUGGACGAUAUUCUUAUCACUGGCUCAGGCAGCGUGCGUCUCCACUACUCGAAGCCGCGGAUGAGUUGACUCAUGCUAAUGCUCCAGAUGCUUGUUGGGAUGCGGACGACAGAGAUGAUACUCGAGACAUCGUCCCCUCGUCCACAUUCUUUGAGUUCGGUGUUGCGGAUCGUGACGAAGAUGGUGAGGAAGAUCCAGAGGAAGAGGAGGAUGACGAUUUGGACGGUGAGGAGGAUGACGAUGAUGGAGAUUCCGUGGAUACUAAAGGGGCGUACACAUGUGGACCUGACGAUGAUGACAGUUUGGCUGACCUCGAGGACUAUUUGUUUUUCCAUCGCACCGCAGACCUUCUGUUUGGUCCCCCGAUCGCUCCAAUCUAUCCGUCUUGUCCUUAUUCGUACUCUGAUCGCAGUCUUGGUGCGGACAACUGGCGCUCUGAAUUUGAGGUGGAUUUCGGGAUCACCAGGAGUCGUGAGCGGCGGAAAGACACUUCUUCAAAAAAUCAGAAUGGCACCGCCUGGCAUCAAGAGUGUACACAAUUAGCUGAAAAAGUUCAAGAUCUCAAGACUCGUAUGCGAGAGGCUCGUGUUCGUCGCCAGAGUCGUCAAAGAAGAAGCUGUCAAGGACGGGAACCCAGUACCGUUGAAACGUCAAAUAAGGAAAACAUUCACUCUGAACCUGAGCAAUGUUCUACCUCUAAACAUGCUUCCUCGAGCACGGAAGGUUCCCGUCUGGUUAAUCCGGAAACUGAACCGAUCAUCGACUUCAGCGGAUUACCAUCUAUCAGUGCCCGUCGAGCUGGUUCCCUCGUUUCUCAACCCACGUCCCAUACCAAUGACUUAGCCCCUUCAGACUUGAUCGCACAAAAAGGAUCUCCAGUACCAUACAGCUCAUCAUCUUCCACCCUUGCCUCAAACGUGACAAAGCCACCAUCUGCACCUUCUCCUCGCUCAUCUCAACAGCGCUCAAGACACGGAAUUUCACAAGCAAUCCAGUUUCUUCCCAACCUGAUAGGCGCUGCUGUUCCCAACCAAUCCUCAAGUUCGACUCGCCUGCUAUCCGCUGAUGACGGUCGAGCCCGUGUUUCUUCACGCCUUGGCAGCAGUGGUGGACACUCAUCCACCCCGAAAACAUCUGCGGGAAGGCAAGAAGGUCAAGUUGUGCUUCGACCUUUAGCCGCACCACCAGCUCCAGGGAAAACCGACACACUCCCAAACAAUCCCCGCUCUCCACUAAAACCUCAUUCACCGAAUAGCGUACGACGCAAACGCUGUGCUCUUUGCUUGAGGAAAAUUGGGAUCGUGAAUAGCUACUCUUGUCGAUGUGGCCGAAACUUCUGUUCCCGUCAUCGAUAUGCGGAGGUGCAUGCAUGCCCGUUUGACUACAAAGCAGAAGCCCGACGUACGCUGAUCGACUCAAACCCUGUGGUCACUGCACCUAAACUACCGAAAAUCUGA